Messenger RNA from Striga asiatica, 2402 nucleotides. The record is from the annotation of a GenBank genome assembly. NCBI's taxonomy places the organism in Eukaryota, Viridiplantae, Streptophyta, Magnoliopsida, Lamiales, Orobanchaceae.
AUGUACUAUGCCAUUCAAGUAGGAAUCAAGAAACUGACAUCAAAGUACUUUACCAUUCAAGAAACCGGUAUUAAAGUAGUAUCCCAUUCAAAUAGGAAUGAGCAGCGAAAUGUAAACCGACAUCAAAGUACUAUCCCGUCAAGUAGGAAUGAAGUAGCAAAAUGUAAACCGACAUCAAAGUACUAUCUCAUUCAGGUGGGAAGCAAGCUUCUAGUGGUAGCAGCGAAACAAGAUAUUGCAAUGGUAUGGUCAACCUCUCGACCCGUUUGCCCAUUUUUUCUUCUUUUAAUGGAAUCUCAGGAGAGGAUCCUCGAUGUUUACCUUCCUCAUAUUGUUUACGAAUGCAUUGAUUGUCUACAUUUGUGCUUUGGCUAUAAUUUAGAAGCCCCUCAAUCGACGUCAUUUCUUGGAAAAGCGGGCAUAGUUGGUCUAGAGAAAGCUGUUGAGGUUUUAGAUACUUUGGGCAGCAGCAUGACGAAUUUGAACUCCGGUGGAUUUACAACUGGCGUGACCUCCAGAGGACAUAGAAUAACCAUACUAGCAUUUGAGGUUGCUAAUACCAUAGCCAAAGGCUCAAACUUAUUGCAGUCCCUAUCUGAAGAGAAUAUUCAGUUUCUGAAAAAGGAAGUUUUGAAUUCAGAAGGUGUUCGGAAGUUGGUUUCUACUGAUAUGGACGAGCUCCUCAGUAUUGCGGCUGCUGACAAAAGAGAAGAAUUUGAAGUCUUCUCUCGUGAGGUUAUCAGAUUCGGAAACUUGUGUAAAGACCCUCAAUGGCACAAUCUACAUAGAUAUUUUGUGAAGCUUGACUUGGAGCCUGAUGUUACUAAACAACUAAGGACCGAGGCUGAAAUGACAAUGCAAGAGUUAACAAGUCUAGCCCAGUAUACCUCUGAACUGUACCAUGAGUUCCAUGCUUUGGACAGAUUUGAGCAAGACUAUCAACGGAAGCUAGACGAAGUGGAUUCAUUGCACCUUCCUCGCAAAGGAGAGACUCUUGCAAUGCUACAAAGUGAACUAAAACAUCAACGCAAACUUGUGAGGAGUUUGAAAAAGAAAUCUCUUUGGUCUAAAAGUCUCGAACAGGUUGUGGAGAAGCUUGUUGACAUUGUUACAUUCAUUCAUCACGAAAUUCCUGAAGUAUUUGGAGACAAUGGUUUGUCACAAUCUGCAAAAGUUUCUACUAACCGAGCAGAAAGAUUAGGCGCUGCUGGUCUCGCUUUACAUUACGCUAACAUAAUUAAUCAAAUAGAUAACAUCGCUUCACGACCUACCUCACUUCCUCCAAAUAUGAGAGAUACAUUGUACAACGGUUUGCCGCCAGCUGUCAAGACUUCUUUACGCUCCCGAUUACAAACUGACACCAAGGAAGAGCUCACAGUACCUCAAAUCAAAGCCGAGAUGGAAAAGACUCUCCAGUGGCUCGUCCCAAUAGCUACAGACACAACCAAGGCACAUCAAGGGUUCGGAUGGGUCGGCGAAUGGGCCAACACCGGCAACGAAUUCGGCAAGAAAACGAGCACGCCACCCAACAAUAUCAUCCGCUUGCAAACUCUAUACCACGCGGACAGGCCCAAAGUAGAGGCCCACAUUCUCGAGCUCGUCACAUGGCUCCAUCGCCUAGUCAGCCUCGUAAGGUACCGAGACAAUGGGCUCCCGAAGCCUCUCCAUACACGUUCCCCGACUCAAAAGGGGUUAUUAACCGGCAUUUGGGCCAAGGCCCAAAAUAGCUCCCGAGCCCACAUCUCGUCAGAGGAUAGGAAUCUAUUGGAGGAUGUGAUGAAAAGGAGGAAACUUUUGCCGGGCCUUAGCAAAAGCCAGGAAUUCGGGCCUGCUAAGAAUAGUAAUAAAAAGAGUAAGAUUUGGGCUUUGAGUAAGAGCACCGGAAGCUCGCCAAGAAGAGGUACGAAGGCUCAGAAGGCUGAUGUGUUGGAUAUCUUGGACGGGUUAGAUUCGUCGUUUUCUAUUCCGACUAUAUAAGUUAUAUGUGUGUGUCUGUUUUAAUUAAUUCCAUUUAUUUUUCUUGAAUUUAGUUAUGAUGCGAAUCUCGGGUGGUAUUGUAUAUAGCCGUAAUCGUGCUUUGGGGGAAAUAUGAUAUAUGGUAUAAGUGUGAUUUUUUUUUUUUCCCUAUGUUGGGAAAUUUUUGUAAUCAAAUAGAUUUUGAAGGGGAGUUUAUGCUAGAAAUAGAUGGUAAAGGAUAGUUUUGCUUUGUCUUGAAUAUCUAUUUGAUGUAUCUUUGGAGAGUGGCCUGAAAACACCAAAAUAACGGAGAUUGUCACAUUCUUCAUGCAAGGAAUUGGAUCAAUGAUGGAUGAAAAUUUAUGGAACUUAGUUUAUAAUUGCAGUUGUUAAACGUAAUAAAACCGAGCGUAAACUCGCUGAAAGCGAGUUUAGUUGACGAGAUA